UGAAAAUGAAUCCCUCGGUCUUCGAUUCCAUCAUCAACGAGAGAGAGCUCACUCUCUACUUCCAUGGCUUCGCUCUCAUUCACCUCUCCUCCAAACCAACUCUGGCUCAAAUCCUUCCAGCGAAAGGACCAACCUUUACUGCAAAGAUCCCGCCUUUUUCCAUUUUCACCAUCACUCAAACUCCAUCUCAGAACCCCUAUAAAGUUCUCCGCCCAAGACCAAGAUGAGCUGACCAAGCCCGCUUCUUCUGUUGCUGUAGUCUCGGAGGAAGAGGGUAGUUCAGCUUCUGGUGGUGGAGGAGGAAGCGAUGAAGAGGAAGAUCAGAAGGAGCAGCAGGAGUUGGACUGGAAGAAUGAUGAUGAGUUCAAGAAGUUUAUGGGAAACCCAUCAAUUGAGGCAGCGAUCAAGCUUGAGAAGAAGAGGGCGGACAGGAAGCUCCGAGAGCUCGACCAGGAAGCAGAGAGUAACCCCAUAGUCGGCUUCUUCAAGAAGGCGGCAAGGUAUAGUUUGGCUAGGGAGAAGGAGAGGUUGGAAAAGGCAGAAGAGGCUUUCAAGGCAUUGGAUCUCAAUAAGUUGAGGAAUUGUUUUGGGUAUGAUUCAUUCUUUGCUGUGGAUGCGAGGAGAUUUGGUGAUGGUGGGAUUUUCGUGGGGAAUUUGAGGAAACCCAUUGAAGAAGUCAUGCCCAAAUUGGAAAGGAAGCUUUCAGAGGCAGCUGGGAGGGAAGUGGUCUUGUGGUUUAUGGAAGAGAAGAAAGAUGAUAUAACAAAGCAGGUGUGCAUGGUUCAACCUAAAGAAGAGAUGGAUCUUCAAUUUGAGUAUACAAAGCUAAGCACUCCUUGGGGAUAUGUUAGCGCCAUUGCAUUAUGCGUAACAACUUUUGGAACAAUAGCUUUGGUCAGCGGAUUCUUUCUUAAACCUGGUGCAGGAUUUGAAGACUAUGUAGCUGAUGUGAUACCACUUUUUAGUGGCUUCCUAACAAUAUUAGGGGUUUCUGAGAUUACGACGAGGAUAACAGCUGCUCGCUAUGGCGUAAAUCUCAGCCCGUCUUUUCUUAUUCCGUCGAAUUGGACUGGUUGCCUUGGAGUGAUCAAUAACUAUGAAUCAUUGCUUCCCAACAAGAAAGCACUUUUUGAUAUUCCUGUUGCACGCACAGCCAGUGCUUAUGUGACUUCAUUAGCACUUGCAGUGUCUGCCUUUAUUGUAGAUGGAAGCUUGAAUGGAGGAGACAAUGCACUAUUCAUAAGACCUCAAUUCUUCUUCAACAACCCCCUCCUUUCUUUCAUUCAAGUUGUUAUAGGUCCCUAUGCUGACGAAUUGGGAAAUGUUUUGCCUAAUGCUGUCGAAGGGGUAGGUGUGCCAGUUGAUCCGCUUGCUUUUGCUGGGCUUCUAGGAAUAGUAGUGACCUCUCUCAACUUGCUGCCAUGUGGAAGACUUGAAGGGGGUAGAAUAGCACAGGCUUUGUUUGGAAGAAGCACAGCAACCCUGCUAUCUUUUGCGACGUCGCUGCUACUGGGAAUCGGUGGACUGAGUGGCAGUGUGCUUUGCUUAGCUUGGGGUUUGUUUGCAACCUUCUUUCGCGGCGGUGAAGAAAUUCCGGCCAGGGAUGAGAUCACUCCCCUCGGUGAGAACCGUUAUGCAUGGGGCCUUGUCUUGGCCAUUGUUUGUUUCCUCACACUCUUUCCCAAUGGAGGAGGAACCUUUUCAAGCUCCUUCCUCAAUCCUCCAUUUUUUAGAGGAGAUGGGAACUUCUAAAUGUUGGUUUCAAAUGUAAAUGAAUAUUGUAAUGCAGUUUCAAUCCUUCAGAGCUUGAUUCAAAAGUGUGGUUUGUUCGAUCUUAGAGCUUCCAUUCAAAAGCAUCUUUGAAACAUUAAAUUUAUUUGUAUUCAUUUUGGAAAGCUUGGAAUAGUAAAGAAACUUUAUA
Dendrobium catenatum is the source of this 1921-nucleotide messenger RNA. Its product is annotated as probable zinc metallopeptidase EGY3, chloroplastic. The record is from RefSeq and is a predicted model, not a curated record. The coding region runs from base 64 to 1752 and encodes 562 amino acids. The transcript is spliced from 6 exons. Lineage: Eukaryota; Viridiplantae; Streptophyta; Magnoliopsida; Asparagales; Orchidaceae.